Fonsecaea pedrosoi CBS 271.37 is the source of this 2439-nucleotide messenger RNA. RefSeq lists its product as uncharacterized. The record is from RefSeq and is a predicted model, not a curated record. Gene Ontology annotation, molecular function: DNA-binding transcription factor activity, RNA polymerase II-specific; zinc ion binding. Gene Ontology annotation, cellular component: nucleus. NCBI's taxonomy places the organism in Eukaryota, Fungi, Ascomycota, Eurotiomycetes, Chaetothyriales, Herpotrichiellaceae. Gene Ontology annotation, biological process: aromatic amino acid catabolic process; positive regulation of transcription by RNA polymerase II. Bases 1 to 2439 code for a protein of 812 amino acids. The transcript is spliced from 5 exons.
AUGGUGUUGAGCACUCCAGCUCUCCGAGAGCAUAGGCGCGUCUAUCAGGCAUGCGAGCCGUGUCGGCUCAAGAAGGUUCGCUGUGAACUGGGAUCUGUCGACCAACCCAAGAGAGGGCCUUGCGCGCGUUGUCGCAGAGAGAAUAGAGAUUGUUUCUUUGCUGCCACGCGGACCAGGAAGCUUACAUCCAGCUCAAUCUCGGGUCAGGAUCAUGAGCCUCGUCAUCCUCCUGGUGCAAAGCGACAGCGGACUGCAUAUCACGGAGAACAUGAGCUGACAUCGUCACUAUCCGAAGAGGGAUCUCCUCCCGCUUUCAUUGCUCCGUUAGAGGGUUCAACAGGGGAAGAAACCCAGGGCAGGCGUGCUGAAGCAGCGCUUCUGAAUGGACAUUCCCGAACCUGGCAUGACGCUCUCACAUUACUGGCGAGAGUCUGCGACGAAGAUGGGACGCAAAAAAGUGCCGUCGAGGUGCAGUCACUGUCUCCAGAAGAACAAGCACAUAUGAGACAGGCUGGACCUGCUGCUUUCCCCUUCAUUGGUAGCACCGUCUCUCAAGAUACCCAAGCUGCUUUGCGGGCCUGGUCGACGCUGCGAUUUGUGCGUGGCGGACUGUUCACGGCUGAAGAAGCCAUGGAUAUGGUAGACCAUUUCUACACUUACCAGGCACCCUUUUCUCCAGCUGCCCCAGAGUAUUAUGCGCAUCACAGCAAACAUCAUCUCCUCAUCGAGGAAGAGCCGAUCCUGACCAUAACAAUGUUGAUGAUUGGUUCCCGAUACCGAACAUGGACUGGGCCAGCGUCGAUAUCGAGGUCCCGCGUCAUUCACGACCGACUGUGGAGGUAUCUUCAGGGGAUGAUCUCGCGUCUCUUCUGGUUCGAGGACAAUUUUGUCGGGGAGUUCACCUCACUGAGAGAUCCGUCAAGUAGCAUGCAGAAAAGGGGACAAGACUCUGUGCGAUCCAUCCGGUUUCGCACGCUGGGCACUUGCGAAGCUCUGUUACUGGUUCUGGACUGGCAUCCAAGGGCCCUCCAUUUCCCUCCGAUUGAUGACGAUACCACUUCGAUUGUGAUUGCCGAACAACCAAGGUCGCGGAAUACUGGCACAUCGGGUGGGGAGUACGAGACAGGAGCAGGUCACCUCUGGCUGGCUCGCUCCGGGCACUUGUGUCGUUCGAUGCUCUCUACUGUCUCUAUGCUCGCCACUGAACUUGGAUUCUUCGACGGGAAAGAAGGGCCUUCGACAUACUACUCUGAGUACCGUGACUACUUGUACCGGGCUCCAUCGACUCGUCAGCGGGCGCAGUCGUUGCAGUAUUUGAUUUGGAUAUAUGCUACGCAGCAGCAGACGGGACCACCGAGCUGGAGAAUCAGCACACCCACACCAUCUGCACUCCAAAUCGAAACGCACUUGGACAAUACGACCGAAUGCUGGGUUCGAGUGGCGACAUUGGUGAAAAAAGCCGAUGAAGCACUCUUCAAGUCUCAGCGGUAUACCCAGAAGAUUAUCCGAAACGGACAGUAUCUCUCAAUCAUGCAGUCGUUCCAGCCGCUGCUGCAAGAGUUCAUCAUCAAGUUCAAUCACGCAAAAUUGUCUCGACAAAUGCGACUCAUCUUGUCGAUUGAAUUCAACUACAUUCAAUUGUGCAUCUUCAGUCUCAGCCUGCAGGCAAUGAUGCUGAUAAAAUGCCGAACUGGAGCCAAUGAAUCCCGAGUCGAUUACGAUUCUCUCCAUACUCCUUCUACCACAGACGAAGAGCACCUGCGCAGAACCGCCAGAGCAGCCCGAAGUAUCGUCUCGGUUGUGGUUGACGACCUUCUCCCUGACGGCGACGUCAAGCAUAUUCCUGUUCGCUCAUACUCUCGGAUCUUGGGAGCAGCUCUGGUUCUUCUACAGAUCUGCGCGUCAGAAAUGAAGCAUGUUCUCGACGUCUCUGCGACUUUUAGCCAGAUCAAAGAGCUUGGGACUGCUCUCGAGACCUGCGUGGUUGACGAUACACACCUCAGCGCUCGAUGGGGUGUCCUUUUGGCUGGGCUAACAGACAGUUUCCAGUCGCGGCUUUCUCAACAACAAAUCAUCCUUUCCGAUUCCCGGAGAGACGAACCCAAUCCAAACCGGACGGGAACCUCUGAGAUGCCCGAAGCUUCUGAAAUGUUGAGUCGGGCAUCGAACAUGAACGGCCGCACACAGCAUCAAAGUCACCCCGAUAUCGCGCCCGGGCUUCGUCCCAGCGCGGAGGGCAUAGGAACCACAUUACAAGCACCCAACUUUGACGUCUAUUCCAUGUGGUGGGAUAUCACGCGGCCGGUGGAUGCCAUGACGGCUGAGCAGAGUAUGCGGUAUGUUCCCAUCACUUCGGUGGAAACGGACAUGUCUCUACCAGAUGUGUCUUUGGGAAACGGACACGAUAGCUCGUUUAACUUUCCGACGAACUUGUUCUAG